UAAUUCUCAUUGGCUGCUCUUCUUGAUCCCUACGCGUCCAAAAACCAACAUUUCCCAAAGCGAAAACUCUCGCAAGCUAGACUUUGAAUUUUCACUAAAUUCGAAGCCGAUAAUGACACCCAUUUGAUCAUUGUCUUCGUCCCAUAUAGGCAGAUCGGUCUUUCACUCGGGGUUCCCCUGUUUUCUUUUGGUUUUUGUAUGAUCAUUCGGAGAAAGCCAUGUCGAAUUUGCAGAGUAGUUUCAAUCAGAAGAUCGACUACGUGUUCAAGGUGGUGUUGAUCGGAGACUCGGCGGUGGGUAAGUCUCAGCUCUUGGCGCGCUUUGCUCGGAAUGAGUUCAGUUUGGAGUCGAAAGCAACCAUUGGGGUUGAGUUUCAGACCAAGACGCUUCUCAUCGACCACAAAACCAUCAAGGCCCAGAUUUGGGAUACUGCUGGCCAAGAAAGAUACAGGGCCGUGACAAGUGCAUACUAUAGGGGUUCAGUGGGGGCAAUGCUGGUCUAUGACAUUACGAAGCCUCAGUCAUUUGAUCAUGUAACGAGGUGGUUAGAGGAACUGAGGGGACAUGCUGACAGCAAUAUUGUCGUCAUGCUUGUUGGUAACAAAUCUGACCUGGGGACGCUGCGAGCUGUACCAUCUGAGGAUGCAAAAGAUUUUGCCCAGAGGGAGAACCUCUUCUUUAUGGAGGCAUCAGCUCUUGAAGCUACUAAUGUUGAAUCUGCAUUUGUCACAGUCCUAACAGAAAUUUAUCGAGUAGUUGGCAAGAAGUCCCUCAUUGCCAAUGAUGAAACAGAGUCUGGAGGGAAUUCCUCACUUCUCAAGGGAACUACACUUAUUGUCCCCACACAAGAUCCUCUGCCUGAAGCAAAAUCUGGCUGUUGCUUCUCUUCAUAGGCUUUUUGGCCUUUAACCUACUGUAACGUGGGUUUCUGCUGAUUACGGAUCAAGGGACAUUUGUAAUACAGCUCAGGCUAGACAAGUAAAUCAGCUUUCCCCUCUUGUAAAAAGCUCUUGGUAGUUGAUCAGCAUAGAAAUCUCGGGGUCAAACAUACUUUGAUGUGAUAAAAUUGACAUGUACUUGACUGUAGUUUUUUUCAUACCUUGUCUACCUGUAGUUAAUUUCUCAGACAUUUUCACGAUUAUAGCAGCAAUUUGUAGCUGGAAUAGUAGAGAUUUCUUUCAACUACAGUUAAGUACACACUGAUCUAAAAACAUGAAACCAGACCAAAAGAAAAGGGCCUUGUGAGAAAAUCAGCUUGAGUUUCGUGGUGGAAGAAUUUUUUAUUGUGUUUGGUUAUGUUUUUGGAUGAACUUCUUUUGAUGUAAUUGAUUACAACAUUCUAUGUUGGUGUGUUAUCAGCUAGUUGUGAUUCUUAUUUAAGAGGUCUUAA
This is a messenger RNA of Rosa rugosa (rugosa rose), 1390 nucleotides long. RefSeq names its product ras-related protein RGP1. Gene Ontology annotation, cellular component: endosome. Lineage: Eukaryota; Viridiplantae; Streptophyta; Magnoliopsida; Rosales; Rosaceae. The transcript has 3 exons. The record is from RefSeq and is a predicted model, not a curated record. Gene Ontology annotation, molecular function: GTPase activity; GTP binding. The coding region runs from base 219 to 893 and encodes 224 amino acids.